This is a messenger RNA of Myripristis murdjan (pinecone soldierfish), 507 nucleotides long. It is a transcript of the gene rpl36, whose product is annotated as ribosomal protein L36. Gene Ontology annotation, cellular component: ribosome. Gene Ontology annotation, biological process: translation. NCBI's taxonomy places the organism in Eukaryota, Metazoa, Chordata, Actinopteri, Holocentriformes, Holocentridae. Bases 152 to 469 code for a protein of 105 amino acids. The record is from RefSeq and is a predicted model, not a curated record. The transcript is spliced from 4 exons. Gene Ontology annotation, molecular function: structural constituent of ribosome.
CUCUGCUGGAGUGUCACAGGGCGCAGUGCCACUCCUAGCCGCCAGGGGCGCUGCACACACCACAGUCCAGUUUCAUGGCUGCAACCUCUCAUUACCCAGCGACUCUCAGCAAACAUUCCUUCCGGCUUUACCGCCAUUAAAGACAGCAGGUAUGGCUAUCCGCUACCCCAUGGCCGUUGGCCUUAGCAAAGGCCACCCGGUUACCAAGAACGUCACGGCACCCAAACACAGCCGCCGACGAGGGCGUCUGACCAAGCACAGCAAGUUUAUUCGGGAUACAAUCCGUGAAGUUUGUGGAUUUGCUCCUUACGAGAGGCGCGCCAUGGAGCUGCUCAAGGUGUCCAAGGACAAGAGAGCCCUCAAGUUCAUCAAGAAGAGGAUUGGCACUCACAUCCGGGCCAAGAGAAAGAGAGAGGAGCUGAGCAACGUGCUGGCCGCUAUGAGGAAGGCCGCCGCCAAGAAGGAUUGAACUGUCAUUCAAUAAACAUAUUUGUUAGACAACACAAA